Molecule: messenger RNA, 657 nt
Organism: Penicillium longicatenatum
Lineage: Eukaryota; Fungi; Ascomycota; Eurotiomycetes; Eurotiales; Aspergillaceae
Product: SDR family NAD(P)-dependent oxidoreductase
Exons: 2
Coding region: 1-657 (218 amino acids)
Molecular function (GO): oxidoreductase activity
Source: RefSeq, a predicted model, not a curated record
AUGGCACUGGAAGUAAAUGUCGCAGAUACCAUUUCAGUGAGAGAUUUGGUUGCGCAGACUGUCAAGGAACUCGGAAGCUUGGAUUAUGCCGCCAAUGUUGCCGGAAUCACAACAAAAGCCCGAGUCUCAACCGCCAACUACCCACACCAAGAGUAUGAUAAGAUCCUGGAGAUAAAUACAAAGGGUAUCAUGAUCUGCAUGCAGGAACAGAUUCAGGCAAUGCAGAAGCAAGCGGCUACUUGCACACCUGGAAUCGAGAACUCACUUCGAGCGCAGCGAGGAAGCAUCAUCAAUAUUGCCUCUGUAACUGGUUUUGCUGGAUUGCAAAACAUGAUGCCAUAUAAUGUUUCCAAGCAUGCCGUGCUUGGUCUCACCAAAUCCGCAGCAAUUGACCAUGGUCGCGACGAAAUUCGUAUCAAUGCUGUCUGUCCGGGUAUGACUGAGACGCCCAUGGUUGCGGCUCGGACGACUUCGAUCCCCCGGAAGGCCAGUGGCUGGGCAGUAGAUGGGAAUGGAAGGCAGCGACUUGCUAUCCCUGAGGAAAUUGCGGAUGUUUGCAUAUUUCUGAGUGGUUGUGGAGCCAGCUAUAUGUCGGGGUCAUCGGUUGUGGUGGAUGCCGGACAUCUGGCGGCAAGGCGAUAUGAGAGUAACUUGUAA